CUGAACAUCUCCGUCUUCUUUCCCAGCCGACCAAGAAAGAACCUCCCGAUAUUUGGCAGCAGCAUCGAAGAGUAGAUUUCAUAUUUCAUUUAUAUUUCAUCAUCGCAUUAUUGCGAUUAUUGAUUAUUCCACGAGGAUGGCGUCCAAACACGUCGGCGUCUUCUUUCAUCUUCUGCUCUUCUCAUAUCAAACCUCCGCGUUUCCAACACCGACACCAUCCGGCGAGGAUCUAUUCUUGUAUGAUGGACUGCUGACAGGAGAAAGAUUACCUGAAGAGCAGAUUGCUGAAGCAGACAAUGUGAAAGCUGCAGUACAGUUGGCUGAGAGGAAGCAGGAGGACCAGGAUGAGGUUGUGGUCCUCAACCAGAAGGUGAAGGACCAGGAUGAGGACCAGGAUGAGGUUGUGGUCCACAGCCAGAAGGUGAAGGACCAGGAUGAGGACCAGGAUGAUGAGGUUGUGGUCCACAGCCAGAAGGUGAAGGGGGUGAAGCACCACUUUGUUCCAGAUGACUCCGAUUCCACCAAAAGUAGACGUCUGGCGCAGGACUAUGAUUCUACCAAGAACGCCAUGGAACAUGAUGAGCCGGAGACGUUCCGUCAGGUUGACGGUUCAACGCUGACCUCGGAGGACAUCGUCCAGAAGAUGGCCAACAAGAUCUACCAGGAGGAUGACCGAGGAGUCUUUGACAGGAUCGUUUCCAAGCUGCUCAAACUUGGCCUGAUAACAGAAAGCCAAGCAGACACUUUGGAGUACCAAGUAGCGGAGGCUCUGCAGGAUCUCAUCACCAAGAAUGCCCAAAAGAAGGAGGUUGAAGGAAGCAAGGAGGAGAUCAGAGAGGUGAAGGACAAGCAGGAACAGGAUCAAUGGAAGUCCAGUGAGGAGGAGGAGGAGGAGGAGAAGGAGGAGAAGGAGGAGAAGGAGAAGAAGGUGAUGGAUGAGGUGGACAGGGAUGCAGAAGAUGAGAUUGAAGACAAGGUGUGGGACAAAGAAGACAGAGAAGAUGAGACUGAAGACGACAAAGAAGACAGAGAAGAUGAGACUGAAGACAAGAAAGAAGACAAUGAAGUCCACCCAGAGGAUGGUCUUCAGGACCUGCAGUACUUCCCCAACUUCUACCGCCUGCUCAGGAGCCUCCAUUCAGAUGAAGAUGCUGAGGAGAGAGAGACUCUGAUCACCAUCAUGAAGACGCUGAUAGACUUUGUCAAGAUGAUGGUCAAGUACGGCACCAUCACACCUGAAGAGGGCGUGGCCUAUCUGGAGAAUCUGGACGCCAUGAUCGCCAUGCAGACUAAGAACAAGUUGGGAAAGUCUCUGGGACUUCAGGACUUUGCAGUUGGAAAGAAUUUGGACGAGGAUGACAACACGAAGGCCGAGGCUUCCAAGAUGCAGAAGGAGUAUGAGAACCUGGAGGACUCCACCAAGGAGGAUCAGCCACCUACAAGUCAUACCAACGGGCCUGGCAAGUCGCAGACCUACUUGGAGGCCAUCAGGAAGAACAUUGAAUGGCUGAAGAAGCACAACAAGGAAGAAGGCAAAGAAGACUAUGACUUGUCCAAACUGAAGGACUUCAUGGACCAGCAAGUGGACUCUUACAUUGAGAAGGGAAUCAUCGCCAAGGACGAGGGAGACACCAUCAAGAGAAUCUACAGCAGCCUGUGACCUCCUCCUCCAUCCCUAGAACCGUGACAUAAUCCCUAUCCCUAGAACCGUGACCUCCUCCUCCAUCCCUACAACCGUAACAUAAUGCCUGUCCCUAGAAUGGUGACCUCAUCCUCCAUCCCUACUACCGUGACAUAAUCCCUAUCCUUAGAACCGAGUCCUCAUCCUCAUCUCUAGAACCGUGACCUCAUCCUCCAUCCCUAUAACCGUGACCUCAUCCUCCAUCCCUAGAACGUGACUUCAUCCUCCAGCCCUAGAACCGUGACCUCAUACGCCAUCCCUAGUACCGUGACCUCAUCCUCCAUCCCUAGAACGUGACCUCAUCCUCCAGCCCUAGAACCGUGACCUCAUACGCCAUCCCUAGUACCGUGACCUCAUCCUCCAUACCUAGAACGUGACCUCAUCCUCCAUCCCUAGAACUGUGACCUCAUCCUCCAUCCCUAUAACCGUGACCUCAUCCUCCAGCCCUAGAACCGUGACCUCAUACGCCAUCCCUAGUAUCGU
Messenger RNA from Nerophis lumbriciformis (worm pipefish), 2164 nucleotides. The record is from RefSeq and is a predicted model, not a curated record. NCBI's taxonomy places the organism in Eukaryota, Metazoa, Chordata, Actinopteri, Syngnathiformes, Syngnathidae.